Photinus pyralis (common eastern firefly) is the source of this 360-nucleotide messenger RNA. RefSeq lists its product as uncharacterized. The transcript has a single exon. Bases 1 to 360 code for a protein of 119 amino acids. NCBI's taxonomy places the organism in Eukaryota, Metazoa, Arthropoda, Insecta, Coleoptera, Lampyridae. The record is from RefSeq and is a predicted model, not a curated record.
AUGCUAACAUCAGUAAGUAAACGCCCGACUUUAAGGCUCUCAAACGUGCGCGCCGUUUCAGGUGACUACCACUUCGAGUGCAUCAUGAAGGGCCACCAAGUGAGGAGGGAAGAAAGGAACUAUUUGGAAUUUGAGAACAUGAAGUGUACUUUGGUUGUCGGCGGCGUAUCCGUCCGAUUGGAGAAUCUCUUCGAAUCAAACCCCACUUUGGCGAAGGCGACGAAUGACGUCAUCAACGACAAUGUCCAGGUGCUCUUCGAUGAAAUCAAACCGGGCCUUUUGAAAGCCUUGACGAGGAGGUUUACGGAAAUUGCGAAUAAGAUAACGCUAGCGUUUACGUAUGAAGAAUUGUUUCCGUAG